UGUGUUGCCGUGGUGCAGUCAUGACUUGAAGGACAAUGAAAGCGAACCUUGCAACUCCGCCAGAGCAUCCUGAAAACUUGCAACUCCUCUGAAAGCUCGCCUUAAGUUGCAAACCGAUUCUUCCAAUGGAGGAACUGGAGACUCGACAAAGUCAUUUAUUUGCACGCAUCAAGCCGUUAUGCAAUUCGCUUUUACAUUGUGGACAGCAAUCGUUGACGAGAGAAACGGCCCGUGAAGCGUCGCUGUUGUUGAAAGAUAUUGUACACCAUUUGGAAUCGACGCCCGAUGCCGAAUCCGUUAUCAACCAAGGGAUUCUGGACGCUAUUCUUUUCCCACUGUUGACACUUAUCAAGACACAUGUGCAAGGGCAGCAUUUGUUCGAUAAUGUGGCGGAAGCGAGCUUGCAUUGUGUGUUGUUCUUGUUGACGCGCACGUUGUGGUCGACGCGAUUUACACCAACGUUGAUACAGCAACUGGUCACGUUUUUUACAUUGUCGAUUGAUCGUCCGUCAUCGGUGGAAGAAGAUACCAUGCGUGCCAUGUCAGAGGAAACCAAACAUUUGGCAGUGAAAUGUCUUGCUGCGACGCUGCCAGCCAAAUACAAACAAGGCCGAUUUCAAGCAUUGGACGAUCCUUGGCACGCCCCCCUUCUUGGUUCUGUCACGGAUCGCCCUUAUUUACUCAGCCUAAGCCAUACUAUAACGGUGCUUCUGAAACUCGCCAAACUCGAAUACAACCUUCAAUUACGACUCGACGCACUACAAACACUUUCACAACUGUUACUGGAUAACGUUCGAAACGUGGAUAUCGUUGCUUCCCUGCUACCGGGCGUCAUCUCAACCCUCAAUCGUAUCUUAUCCCAAAAGAAAGAGAAAGAGAACCAUCAAAUUAUUGUGGCAACCCUUGAUAUCCUCGGCGACUGUAUUCAAACCGUGAUGCGAGACGAUCUGAAUGCUGAUUUCUUGCCUCAAAUCCAUUCCUUGGCCGAUCUUAGUCAGUCAGCUGUCCAAGCCGAGGCUCAACAGUUGGCCGGUGAUUGCCAAGUCGCAAUUUCUGCAUCGAAAGAGACCCCAACCGACCCCUCGGCCAUCUUUCGACGAACACAGGAAUGGCAUGAUCAAUUCAAACAAAAUCUGCGCAAACACCUGGAUCAAAUGUUAUCGUUGCGACAUCAUUCGGAAUGGAGGACUCGUCUCGCUUUUGUACAGCUGGCUCACAAGCUGCUGUCAAGCUGUGCACGAUCCAUCGACAACUGCGUUGCGUGUCUUGUCGAAACCCUCGUGCUGUACAUUGAUGACGAGUACCCGGAAGUGUCCGAAGCGUGUCAAACGUAUAUGGAGCAAUCGAUGGCGGAUCCCACCCUUCGAUCGACUAUGAUACCCGUUCUAAAAUCAGAGCUGUACCGUUGGAUGACGUCUUUGCCGCGUUCGGUGAUUACGGGUGACGAUACCGAGAAAUGCCAUGCCAUGACGCUUGUUGCAGGGUACAUUUUGUUUCUUGACGACCAUGUCGCCAGUAUUCUCGAGUCGGUGCUUGGUCGUAUCUCGGAAGGUUGGUUAUCCGCUUUUGAAAUGGACACACAGGGACUUUACGUUUUGGAUGAGCAACGCCCUGCACAGUACAUCGAACUCGGCGACAACCCUUCUCUCCAUCGACACAUUACGUAUCCCAAAUUUCGUCUCAAGCACCUGUUAACCGAUCGCUCCGUCGAGCGGGCAAUACGAAUGUUUAAUGUCAUUGGACGCUACGACGAUACCGAACAGUGGAUCACUCAUUUUACGCAAUGCAUGAUGACCGAAGCGGAUGGACAGCUCGGCGCCAAACCCCAAGCUGGAUUUAUUGUUCACGCUUUGUUAAGCGGUGCAGCGUCGACCCACAAUGAAGAGAUGGAUGAUUACAUGGAGAUACCUGAGACUCGAGAUACCUAUGUCGUUCAACACCUCGCACUGCGAUCGCUGCACGAUAUGAUGGAUAUCAUUGACCCAUCUCUGUCACACGAAACGUUGGCCGGUUCACGUGGGACCCUGGUCCACACUCGAGAACGUAUUCAAGCUAUCGAUGAAGCGAUGGGAAACGUCAUGACCAUCUGCUUUGCUUUAAGAAUUGUUGGUCUAGCUGCAUGUCUGAUGGAUACCGCUGCCUUGCAAGAUGAAUUGAUUACCCUGCUGUACCCUUUACUGGUUCAUCUAGGGUCCGGCAAUCUAUUUGUGCGCAUGUAUGCUCGUAUUACGCUGGACUCCAUCGCCAUGCGAUGCGGACAACCAAAUACCAAGGAAUUGGCCAUGCAGAAUAUCGAUUACAUUAUCAACAGUGUAUCGCAACGCAUCAUUACAUUAACGGCCAAUCCGAAAGCUCCGCUUGUACUCAAGGCCCUCAUUCACGUAGCAGGCUCGGAAACCAUUGUUUACCUGGAAGACUCGGUCGAGGAAAUAUUUGAUGCGCUGGAUCGCUAUCAUGUGGACGAGUGGAUUUGCAAUCAGUUGUGUGGUGUCUUGACGGAAAUUGUGAAAACCGUAGAAUGGACCGUUCCUCAAAUCAAGGCGUCCCAGUCAACGCCAGUCGUAACGGAAAACUGUGACGAGCACAGUGUAUCACAAGAAAUCAUGGAUUUCGUCCAAGCGCGAAAGCAAUCCUUCAAAGGUGAGGAUGAUGAAGGCCUAGCAUCCAUGGAAGAGAUCGGACAGUAUUUUUUGGACCAGCAGAAACGCCAGGAACCACCGGCAGCGGAAGAAUUGCAAGACAUGGAGCAAGACUCGGAUCGCGGGACCGCACCGACCAAGAAGAAAACGAAAACGGAAGACGAAGAGAACAAGCCGCUGAGCCAAUCGGAACAGAUGGUGCUCCAGAUUAUGGAGAAAGCCGCUCACUUUUUGACAGCACCGUCACCGCAGCUGCGGUCGCAGAUGUUGCAAGUAUUUUCCGGCGGAGUCACAGUGCUUGCCAAUCGCUUGGAUAAAUUGAACCCGCUUUUGCACACCAAAUGGCCCCUGAUUGUGAACCGAUUGGACGAUCCGCAAACCUUUGUAGGAUUCCACGCUGCCUCUUUGAUCCAGACAAUGACUGAAGUAUCGGGCGAUUUCCUGUCGGGAAGAAUCAUGGACGAUAUCUGGCCACGGUUCAAAACCGUGCUUCAACAAGCAUCGACCAAUCAUCCCAACACGGUGAAUUACUCUGUCUACUCCUACCUGCAUCGACUGCAGCGCUCCAUCUUGCUAACAUUAACUCAUGUGGCGGCCACGGUGGAUCUACGAGGAGACGUUGUUCGCGACAUGUUGGAGCAUACAAAAUACUUUUUGCAAGCCAACAUGCACUCCAAUUUGCAAGAAGCGGCAGUUACGUUGUUCACGACAAUGGGAAAAAAGUAUCCGGACAAUGUAUGGAUAACCACCUUUGCUUUACUGGGCAAGGGGGCCCGAAUGGUUCCUGGUGCAGACCUUUUACCGGUAUUCGAAGUACCUCGUUGGCUGCAAACACCAACUCAAACUUUUAAAGCUAAUGCCCAGUUGAUCUUGGCUACUCUAUAAUACGUUCCAAAAUAAUGUUCGGCGCCAACCAAUGUAAAUAGUAUUCAUUUUUCUCGAUAUACAAUAAAAUUAGAAAACUAGCUUCAUUAAUU
Molecule: messenger RNA, 3616 nt
Organism: Radiomyces spectabilis
Lineage: Eukaryota; Fungi; Mucoromycota; Mucoromycetes; Mucorales; Radiomycetaceae
Product: armadillo-type protein
Exons: 1
Coding region: 126-3524 (1132 amino acids)
Biological process (GO): chromatin remodeling
Cellular component (GO): cytoplasm
Source: RefSeq, a predicted model, not a curated record